This is a messenger RNA of Seriola dumerili (greater amberjack), 2112 nucleotides long. It is a transcript of the gene fam3a, whose product is annotated as family with sequence similarity 3 member A. The transcript is spliced from 10 exons. NCBI's taxonomy places the organism in Eukaryota, Metazoa, Chordata, Actinopteri, Carangiformes, Carangidae. The record is from RefSeq and is a predicted model, not a curated record. Bases 272 to 964 code for a protein of 230 amino acids.
CUGGGGUUGACAAUACAUCCGGAAGACAGAUGUAAUAUACCAAACAUACAUUUUCUCCCAUGCAUGUUAAAAGUGCAGUAAUAACACUUGUGUAAAUGGUGGACUGAGGUUAUUGAAAGCCCAUAAAAGUCUCAAUGAGGAAACAGCGCAAGAAAUAAUCAAAGUCCAGAGUGACAAGAGCAACAGCUCGUUUGUACCCUUCAUUACAGGUAUCAAGAAAAGGCGAUAUUCGGCUGAGCGUGGACACAGCAGGUCUAUGAAACGGUGAAUCAUGAGACUAACAGGCCCCCUGAGAGUUGUGGCUGUGCUGCUGUUGGUGGGGCUCACCUGGCUGCUGGCUAACACUUUAUUUGGAGGGGAGAGUGGUACAUCUGUGCGGCAUUUCUUCAGCGGUGCAAGUGAGGAACCAACACCUGCUGAACCCCGUCCUCGAAGGUAUAAAUGUGGACUUUCAGCCCCCUGUCCCCCAAAACAUUUGGCUUUCCGCCUGGUGUCUGGUGCUGCCAACGUCAUCGGCCCCAAAAUCUGCCUCGAGGACAAGAUGUUGGUGAGCAGUGUGAAGAACAACGUUGGCAGAGGAUUAAACAUAGCUUUGGUGAAUGGGGUAACAGGAGAGCUAUUGGACACAAAGACAUUUGAUAUGUGGGCGGGAGAUGUUUCUGACCUGUUGAAGUUUCUGCGGCCGCUCCAUGAAGGAACGCUCGUGUUCGUGGCUUCCUUUGACGAUCCAGCUACAAAGCUGAACGACGAGUCUCGACGACUGUUUGAGGAGCUUGGGAGCACGGCAGUGAAGGAGCUGGCCUUCAGAGACAGCUGGGUGUUUGUUGGAGCCAAAGGCAUCGAGAAUAAGAGUCCUUUUGAGCAGCGUAUGAAAAACAGUAAGAGCAGCAACAAGUAUGAAGGUUGGCCCGAGUCUCUGGAAAUGGAUGGCUGUAUUCCCCUUCGUCCACCCCUGGAGGGAUAACUCUGCACAGCGCUCCCUCACAUACAGCACAGUAACACCUGGAGUAGCAGCAGUGGAUCCAAAUGACUGUUAGAAAGCCAAGGACCUGCUGAAUGCCUGUCACCAUCCAGGAUUUGGGCCACAUAACCUUUUGUUUUCCUGAUCAUGGCAGAGGCAUGAGCUGACUUCAAAGAUUGUUUUGAGAAUUGAUCUAUUUAAAAUUGCUGGAACCUGUUGUUGAAGAUUUGUGCAUUAAGCUUUGUGAGCUGCGUUUGAACUAAAGUAAUGUUGUAGAAUAAAGGAAAAUGUUUGUGUCAGGUUAAGGGAAACUUGAGAGGCCAAAUGUUUGAUGACCAAAGUUUAACAGUGACUAGUGAAUGAGAACACCUGGAGUAGGUCUUCCAAAGCCAUUGUAGGAGGUGAUAUAUUUCCUCUCUUCAAGGCUGACUGUAGGGUGUCAUUAUGUGUGCUUGAGCAACAGGAAUUUUUAUGUUCAUCAGGCAAAAGACACACCAAACUAGUUUCACACUAAGGCAUUGGGAAACCUAACCCAGAUCAGCACAAGGAAAACAUUUGAGGUACUCUAGUAGUUUAAAGUUCUUCUAAGAUCCAGGUCUGUGUGCAGAUUUAUAUUUAAAUACGUUAAUAUAUUUUCAUCCUGUGAUGUAUAUGAUUCCGUGAUAUUGAUAUGCAUAGUGUUAGCUGCCAUUGUUUCCUUAGAACUUGAUGCGCAGCAGUUAUUGCUUGCCAUGUGUUUACAGAUUUAUUUAGACAAAUUUGCCGUUGGCCAUUUCCUUUUGAUAAACCUAUUUAUUUUAAUACUUCAUUUAAAAAAAAAAAACACAGCCAGGCAGAUUAACUGUCAUCUGUUCAUCAUAACACUGCCCAUGGUUUUAAUGUUGUCUCAGGCCUGCGAGCAUCUUUCCACUGAGUGCUUUGUUUAAAAGAUUCAACCAAAAUGUGUGGUUGUGUAUGCUGUUUUUUUUUAAAAAUGUUGAAUGUAUCCACCUGGCGUCUUGCAAGCCUACCAUGAAGGAAGAGUUUGAUGCUUAAAAACAAAAAGAUAAUUUUAUAUAAAUUGUUAGAAUUUCGUCUGGAUCAAGUUAUGUAACCUCUAAGUGUAAAGAUUUUCUACAAAGCAUCCAGUCUGUGUUUAUAUUGUGACAAUG